AUGGACGUUUGUCACGCACCACAAUACUUACCUGACCUAGUGUUGGAUAUAAUAUUUUCAAACUUGGAACUGCCCGACUUGUUUAGCUGCAUGUUGGUCUGUCAAAAUUGGUAUCGUGUAAUUAACGAUGGCAGAGCAGAGCCAUGGAAAUUGAUGUGUCGCCGUAAGAUACCCAAAGAGCUACUUAAGUCUGAACUUUUGUCACAACUCCACAACCAUAAGGCUAAGUUACGCGCCUUAUAUCAUUCAUGGAAUCCAGAUGAUUGUUCCAUGCAUAUUGUCGUCAAACAAAAUGGUUUCACAUUGCAUCGCAAUCCAGUCGCCCAAAGUACAGAUAUGGCAAGAACUAAAAUUGGUUAUAACAGUGGUAAACACGUAUGGGAAAUUACAUGGACUGGACCACUAGGUACAGUUGCAAUGGUUGGAGUGUCAACAAAAGAGGCUCCAGUGCAUU
Molecule: messenger RNA, 454 nt
Organism: Acyrthosiphon pisum (pea aphid)
Lineage: Eukaryota; Metazoa; Arthropoda; Insecta; Hemiptera; Aphididae
Product: F-box/SPRY domain-containing protein 1
Exons: 2
Biological process (GO): synapse assembly involved in innervation; proteasome-mediated ubiquitin-dependent protein catabolic process
Cellular component (GO): SCF ubiquitin ligase complex; synapse
Molecular function (GO): protein binding
Source: RefSeq, a predicted model, not a curated record